Struthio camelus australis is the source of this 3010-nucleotide messenger RNA. The record is from RefSeq and is a predicted model, not a curated record. Lineage: Eukaryota; Metazoa; Chordata; Aves; Struthioniformes; Struthionidae.
GUCUCACUGGCAGUGCUGUGACUGUCCCAGAAACACUGCUUUUUGUAUCCACUCUUGAUGGAAACCUUCAUGCUGUGAGUAAGAGUACAGGUGACAUCAAGUGGACCCUGAAGGAUGAUCCUAUUCUGCAGGUGCCAGUUUAUGUUGCAGAACCAGCGUUUCUUCCGGACCCCAAUGAUGGCAGCCUAUAUAUCCUGGGAGGAAAAAACAAAGAAGGCUUGAUGAAGCUCCCAUUCACCAUCCCAGAGCUGGUCCAGUCCUCGCCAUGUCGCAGUUCGGACGGUGUUCUCUACACAGGGAAGAAGCUGGACACCUGGUUCAUCGUGGACCCCAAGUCAGGAGAGAAGCAGACCACUCUCUCAACAGAGGCCUGGGAUGGUCAAUGCCCUUCAAGUCCCCUGCUCUACAUCGGCCGUACCCAGUAUGUCAUCACUAUGUAUGACACCAAGUCGCGGGAGCUGCGCUGGAAUGCCACCUACUCGGAUUACUCGGCACCGCUCUACGAGGAACUGUACCACUACAAAAUGGCACACUUUGCCUCAAGCGGAGAUGGCCUGGUGGUGACGUUGGACAAGGAAAGCGGGGAGGUCCUGUGGGCACAGAACUAUGGCUCUCCUGUGGUAGGCAUCUACAUGUGGCAUCAAGACAGCCUCCGCCGUGUCCCCCACCUCAACAUGGCCAUGGAGACACUGCGCUACCUGACCUUCCACUCUCAGGACAUCCGCCUCAUCAAGUGGAACUACCAGUCAAUGAAGGACUUCACCACUACCAAGACCCAGCUGCUGCCAACACUCUAUGUGGGGAAGCAUGCAGCCAGCUUCUACGCCUUGACCUCCUUGGUCCAUGACAGUGUGGCUCUGGUGCCGCGGGGGAUCGCGCUGGCCAGGAUUGAUGGCCCAACCACAGAUGAUGUGACUAUGAGAGAGUCCGGCGAGUGUGAGAUCACACCCAGCACAGAUGUCAAGUACCCCCAGGGCAGCAUCACUUCACUCCACAACCAGUGGCUCCUAAUAGGGCACCAUGAGCUGCCUCCUGUGAUCCAUACUACAAUGCUAAGAGCCUUUCCAGAGAACCUGAGGAAGACGACAGAAACCAUCAUUCCCAAGAACUCUCCUGCCAGGGCUGUGUUUGAAGAUUAUCUGACGGCGAGCAGCAUGGAAGAGCCAGCUAUCAGGAGCAACGACGGGCAGUUUCAGUCAGAUUCCACCCAGGGAGAGCAAGUGGAGGUCUACCCAGAGCCUAGCAGCUGGGACAUCAUGAUGGCUGGAGUCAGCACAGCCCUGCUGGGUGGGGGAAUCCUAUUCCUCGUUCUGAUGAAACUGCAAAAGCAACAUGAGGCACAGCAACAGCAGCUGGAGAAGCAAAUUCAGCUCUUACAGCAGCAACAAGAGAUGCUGUUCCCAGGUCAGACCUCUGGAGAUGGUGUCUCUGCAGACCCCAAGGAGCUGGGUGUGACCCAGGGAAGUGCUUCACAGCAGUCACAGAGCUCCAACCCAUCCACCUACCCAAAGAACGUGGUUAAUGGGAUGGUCAGCCAGGAUCCAGCUGUCCUGGGGGCUGCUGAAGAUGCAGGACCAGACAUGAUUGUGGUUGGGAAAAUUUCUUUUAACCCCAAAGAUGUGCUGGGCCAUGGAGCUGGAGGAACCUUUGUCUUCAGGUGGGUAGCACCCUGGGAUGCCCUCUCUUUUGCUAAGGCCAGGCCGGAUGCAGGACCAGACAUGAUUGUGGUUGGGAAAAUUUCUUUUAACCCCAAAGAUGUGCUGGGCCAUGGAGCUGGAGGAACCUUUGUCUUCAGGGGACGGUUUGACGGCCGGAACGUGGCUGUGAAGCGCCUUCUGCCCGAGUGUUUCCACCUCGUGGACCGCGAGGUCCAGCUGCUCCGGGAGUCGGAUGAGCACCCCCACGUUGUACGAUAUUUUUGCACCGAGAAGGAUAAGCAAUUCCAUUAUAUCGCCAUUGAGCUCUGCUCUGCCACAUUGCAGGAGUACGUGGAAAGCCCUGGCUUCGAUCGUCGGAGCCUGGACCCGGUGUCUCUCCUGCAUCAGACCACGUCAGGCCUGGCACACCUGCACUCGUUAAACAUCGUUCAUCGUGACCUGAAACCCUGCAAUAUCCUCAUCUCCGUCCCGAAUAGCCAUGGGCAGAUCCGAGCCGUUAUCUCCGACUUUGGCCUAUGCAAGAAGCUUCAUGGGGGACGACACAGCUUCAGCCUCCACUCUGGGAUUCCUGGCACUGAGGGAUGGAUUGCACCUGAGUUGCUGCAGGAGGCCCCAAAGGAAAAUCCUACAUGUGCUGUGGACAUCUUCUCAGCCGGGUGUGUCUUCUACUAUGUGGUGUCAGGAGGAAAGCAUCCAUUUGGGGACAGCUUACGGCGACAGGCCAACAUACUGUCAGGCACAUACCAGCUGACUUGUCUGCAGGAAGAUGCUCACGACAAGGUUGUUGCAAGAGAGCUGAUUGCAGCAAUGAUCAGCAGUGAAUCCCAGAAGCGCCCUUCAGCCCCUGUGGUCCUUAUGCACCCCUUUUUCUGGAGUCAAGAGAAGCAGCUGCAGUUCUUCCAGGAUGUCAGCGACCGCAUUGAGAAGGAACCUGCUGAGGGGCCCAUAGUCUCAGCCUUGGAGGCAGGGGGACGGUCGAUUGUGAGGGUGAACUGGAGAAUGCACAUCUCUCUCCCGCUGCAGACAGACUUGAGGAAGUUCCGGACGUACAAGGGCGGUUCAGUGCGUGACCUCCUGAGGGCCAUGAGGAACAAGAAGCAUCACUACCAUGAGCUGCCUGUCGAUGUGCAGGAGGCCCUGGGGUCGGUCCCCGAUGAUUUUGUUCAGUACUUCACCUCUCGCUUCCCCCACCUGCUGCUCCACACCCACAGAGCCAUGAGGGUCUGCGCCCACGAGCGGCUCUUCCAGUCCUACUACUGCCAGGAGCCAGCAGAUGAUGGAAAAUGAGGGGAGACGCCGCACCCCGGAGAGCGCUCACAGUAAGAGGCUGGGGGGGCCACUCAGUGCCUAGG